This is a messenger RNA of Globicephala melas (long-finned pilot whale), 717 nucleotides long. The record is from RefSeq and is a predicted model, not a curated record. Lineage: Eukaryota; Metazoa; Chordata; Mammalia; Artiodactyla; Delphinidae.
ACUGGCCAACCCAUCAUGGUCCAGGCUGUUCCUGGUGGACAAGGUCAAACCAUCAUGCAAGUACCUGUAUCUGGGACACAGGGUUUGCAGCAGAUACAGUUGGUCCCACCCGGACGGAUCCAGAUCCAGGGUGAGCAGUCUAUGCAGGUGCAGGGCCAGCAGGGCCAGACCCAGCAGAUCAUCAUCCAGCAGCCCCAGACAGCUGUCACCGCUGGCCAGAUGCAGACGCAGCAGCAGAUUGCUGUCCAGGGGCAGCAAAUGGCACACACUGCCAAAGGGCAGACCAUCGUCCGUCAGCCAGUUAAUACACAUGGCGCCAUGCUCCAGCAAGGCACGAUCACCAGCCCUGUAGCCAGUUUGGCAGGAACACAGAUUGUUCAGGCCGGAGCCAAUACCAACACAACCAGCGGUGGGCAAGCGACUGUCACUGUGACACUACCAGUGGCAGGCAAUGUGGUCAAUUCAGGAGUGAUGGUCAUGAUGGUACCUGGUGCUGGCUCUGUGCCUGCUAUCCAGAGCAUCCCUCUCCCUGGGGCAGAGAUGCUUGAAGAAGAGCCUCUCUAUGUGAAUGCCAAACAGUACCACCAUAUACUUAAGAGGGGGCAAGCCCGGGCUAAAUUAGAGGCAGAAGGGAAAAUUCCAAGGGAAAGAAGGAAAUACCUGCAUGAGUCUCGGCACCAUCACGCCAUGGCACGGAAGCGUGGUGAAGGUGGAUGA